Messenger RNA from Cladocopium goreaui, 6047 nucleotides. NCBI's taxonomy places the organism in Eukaryota, Dinophyceae, Suessiales, Symbiodiniaceae. The record is from the annotation of a GenBank genome assembly.
AUGGCGUUGUCCUUUGCCUUCCUUCUUUGGCAGCAGCCUCCGGCCUCCAACGGUGUGAGUUUUGUUGGCGCGAAGCCCAGGUCCGCUGUGGUACAGCGUGGCCCGGUGCUUUGCCGCCCAGCUCUUCCACGCCGUACCCCUCGGGCCUCUCAAAACGUGGCCACGUUUCCACGUCGAGGUCUUGCAUUCUGGGCAGUGCUUGGCUCCCUCGCCUCUGUGAGCGUUCUCGUUCCUUUUUUAAUCUUCCAGGGGAAGCUGACUCUCCACAUGGCCCUGUUGCUAAAGAAACUGGUCCAGGUGGCACAGGAUCACAAGUACAAACUCCAAGCUCUGUGUAUGCUGCCAUUUUUCAGACUCUUCUUGAUGUACGGUGGCUGUGGGGCUGUCACAACGGCAGUGCUGGUCGUGACACUUCGGCGAACGCUUGGGCAGUCAGGUCGCUUCUCAAGGUCCAAGGCAUGUCAAAACGUCAAGCCUUACGCUAUGACGAUCCAGCCAUAUCCAAAGCAUCCUGAUGGUUCGCCCACUAUCACCAUGGAAUCCUACCGCAAGUUGGAAGUGAUCGACCAAGAUGACCUUUACAAGAGUUUCGAUGGCUCCAGCAAAUCUUGGGAGAAACUGGCUGUGUGCUUGUGCCACAUGUCGAAGGUGGGCCACCCUUGGAAGUCUUUUGUGGCUAAGCUGCAAGGGCAUCCAGUCUUCCAGGCCCUCUCUGAGCGUGACAAGGUGACAGACACAUCUUUGUUCUUGUGGCUGCGGCACGUCUCGGAUGAGGAUGUAAAAAGACAUUUGAUGCGUGAACUCGUGAAACACCAGCCAGUGCCACUAGCAACCGCAUGGCCACAAAGAUGUUUUUUGGACGAACUCCUUUGGACCAUGCCAGAAGCUCCUGCCUUGGUAAGCUUGAAGCUGAAUUCUGCUGUGGAAGGUGUUUCCAAUGUUUUGAACCAGAUCUUUGAUACCGACUUCGCUCGCAAAGGGUCAAGAUUUGGAGAGUCUCAGCAUCCAUUUGCCCAGAUCCAAUUUGAUGCUGAUAUGAAACCCGAGAGCCGCCGGCACUUGGCAGUCAUUGACGUGCAUGGCACUCAGAAAGGAUCAUGGCCUCUGGAACUGGCAAAGUGCUGCCAGUUUCUGCUGGUCCACAUCAAGGAGAAAGACUUGAAGUCGCGUGAAGUUCAAUCAUUUGUGAAGGAGAUGUCCAAGAGUACCCGAUGCAAAUGUUUGUUCAUCAUGAUUUGGGAUGAAGUUUGCACGGAAGUGCACGAAGAUCUGCAGCAAGGCCUUGAGGUUCCAAAGGUCCGCAUUCUCCGCAUCCCAGCUUCAGAAGCAAAAAAUGCCACAGCCUCUGAUCCUGCCUCCAUCAAGAUGCGACAGCAGCUAUACCCUCAGCUGCAAGAACAUCUUGGCCAAGAGAAUCAGAACUCGUCUGAGGCAAUGCUUCGGGUGCAGGAUCUACGAAAUGUGAUGAAUGUGGACCAACCGCCACUUUGGGAAAGUUUGCGAAACCUUGCCACGUUCAUCGCGGAGAUCCUUUGUAACAAUGAUGAUGGCCUACUUCUCAAGAAACAGUUUCCCAUGGUGCAUCUCCUCAAAAAGCUGUGCAAGGUGGAGCGUGAUCUGACUUCAAGCAAAAAUGCUGACAACCGACAUGAAACUCUAGACCUCUUGGAAGAACGAGGUGAGCUGCAGCAAAAACAGAAGAUUGUGAAGCCCAGCCAUGUCUCUGAGGAAUUUGUGAAGAUCCUCAAUGCCAAAGAUAGUGAGGCCAAUCUUGAACAGCUCUACAAAUUUAUGGCUGAAGAGGUUGCGCGGCGUGGGAAGGAAGACGUGGAUGCGCAACUUGCCAUGUCUUACCUGCACAAAGAAGUCAUCCAAUUGUACUCUCACAGCGCGGAGCUGAACGACAAGGAUGGCAUCAUCCAAGCCUAUGAAAAACUUAUCUACAAGGGGAUGCCCUUUGAGAUUCUUGAUGGUGAUCACAUGCAUUUUCCUCGCAAAUUCCUUGAGGAUCUCUUCAAGUGUUUGAAGGAGCGUGUCAGGGAGAAGCAACUGCAAGUUUGUAGCACAGCCGGUCCUCAAAGCUCGGGCAAAUCUACACUCAGCAACCACCGAUUUGGCAGCCGUUUUGGUGUCUCCGCAGGUCGUUGUACUCGAGGAAUUUUUGGCAGUUUCCAGGUGACAGACGAUGCAGUGAUGUUGAUCCUGGACACAGAAGGGCUGCAAUCUGCGGAGCGAGCUGAUCCAGAAUUUGAUCGCGUCAUGAUGCUCUUCAUUUUUGCAGUGUCCAACUACAUCGACAUCACUGUGAAGGGUAACAUGACUGAGCCGUUGAAGAAGCUGAUUCAAGUCUGUGUCCAUGCCUGGAAAGAUCUGAGAGUCAACAAGGUAGCCCAACCAAACAUCCGAUGGAUCAUGAAUCAAGAGGCCGAUCAAGACCCUCAGCAUCACCACGACGCCUUUCAGAAGAUGUUUGAUGAACUGAAAGAAGUGUUCAGUUCAGAUGAUGUCAAGUCCCUACGAGAUGUCUUGAAACUUGACAACCCGUCAAUCGCAAUCGUGCCUACUAUGCAUUCUGAAUCCACCUUCGUCACGAAUGCAGAGCCUGAAAAGUUUACUCGCCUCAUGAAAGCAGACAGCUUUAACGAAACUUGUGCUGACCUUACUCAAACAAUGCUGCGCCACUUCCGCACAAAGAAGACGGAGGAUCUGUUUGGCUUGGAGAGUUGGCUCGACAUGUCCUUGGCAGUGUUCCAAACAAUUUCUACAUUUCCGAACCUCACCAGUCUGUCUGAUAUCAAACAGAUCAACCAGAGCAAACAAAUGAAGACUUGGAUUGAGAGGAAGAUGCACAGCACCUUCAGGAUUCCUGAGAAAAGGCAGAAACACGACAAAGUCAAGAUUGCUGUUUGGAAAGAGUGCCUUGAAGCAGCAGGUGCCGCUCCAAUUGACGAAGAGCUGAAGAAAAGGCUGAAGCAAGCUUUUGAUGAUGAAGUAGGAGACCUGAAGCAACAGCUUGAAGCUGAGAUGAAAAAAAGGAAGUGCGAUUCCAAGGUCAUAGACGACAUGUCCCAACUGCUUGGCUCGCUGAUCGGAAGGGAGUACUCAGAGUGGUUUCGUGGCGGAGUACAAGAAUGGCAGAAGUCAUUGGUACGUCGUGCGAGAUCACAAGGGCACGACAUGCUCAACUCAGAAAUCCGACGCUUGUUGAGAAGCCCUGGGACAGUUGGUGAUGAGGACCAAGCCAACAAGUUUUUCGAUCAGCUUUGGCAAAAGAUUUUGGAAGAGAUGGAGCACACACUUGACCGAGACCUUUUCGACAAACAGCUCUUCGAUGACAUCUAUGAAUUCUUUGCUGCGAAGGAGAGGACACACAAAGGCAACAUGUGGGAACAGGCAAAACAGAUGAAGCAGAAGCCCGAAGAUUCUGAGUGGAAAUCCUCUAAGAAACUCCUUCACCCCCUGCAGCCCUCACAGCAGGAGAAAGUCAUUGGCAAAGCUGAGUUGAGGAGCGAGUAUAAAUAUGUGAAGCUUCAAGGGAAGCUUUCCAGAAACCUUUGGAACCCAAACUUGUUUGGACCCCAUCUAGCAGACACACUUCUCAACAUGAUGACAAGGAUGAUGAAACAGUUUGAUCACUCGCGAGCAGAUUUUGCUCCGUCUGUUGAUUGGUGCAAAAUCCAAGAUGAAGUUUUGCAGAUCGUGACGUGCAACUUGCCAAGUGAUCCUCAGCCCCGUGUAAGAGACAUGCAAGAGAUCUAUCAAAAAGUCGGUGAAGUGGCAGAUGCAGUGAAUGCAGAGUUAUCAGAGUUUCAGCAGGAACUUUCUGUAUGGGCUCGUGGUGAAAUGGUCACCAAGGCUAUCGCCCACACUUGGCAAUCUAUGAGCGAAGCAGCUUGGCAAGAACACAUGAAGCCCAUUGAGGAGUUCAAGGCAGAAGAAACCAAGCAGCGGAAGUACUUUUGCUCCCAGGUCUUGCAAUGUUCGGAGGCUGAUCAGGAGAUGGCCAAGACGUGGAUCGCAAGUAUUGUGCAGAGUCUUUCUGAAAAGCUGUCGGUUGAUGCUGCCAAGAACGUGGACAUGGCGACUGCCGAGCGCCAAGAAUCACUUAGCAGAGAAGCCAUUGAGGGGGGGUUAGACCAGCUCCUUGGCAGUGAUGACUUGGACAAGCAGGAAGAGUACAUCCUCGAUCCAAAACAAACGCUUGAGAAAGAACUCCAGCGUAGAUUUGCUGCUCAAGUGGGCCCAGGGAUCAAAAGGAGGCAGGAGGAACUAUUGGCCAAGGUCAGAGACAAGGUGGGUUUUCUCCGCUCUGAACUGCGCAGCCUCCGUGACAAGUCAGACCUACAGGCUGAAAAGGCACUUGUGGAAGCGCAGGACUUUGCAAAUGAUCCCUGUGAGACCGAGUACGCACGCAAACAAGCCCUUGCCAGAUGGAUUGUGGCAUUCCUCACCCUGGAUGGUGAUCUUCCUUCGAAGUGGUCUGUGGAUGAAACUGGGCAGCUGGUUGCGUGUGAUGAUAAGGCGGAAGAUGGCUGGCAGGUGAAGAUGUCUCAGCUAGUGCCGUGCACGGGAUCACCUGUGAAAGAUGAGUCCCUGAGGGGCUGGAUUCAGGCAGCGAACCUGGAAAGGGUUGGCAAUUUGCAUUACUUCGUGACCGCAGCAGUGGAGGAGUUGGAUCGGCAAAUGAAGGAUCUAGUUGUCUACCUGCAGGCUCAAGUACGAAGCAGUGUGGAAAAGAAGACAGAGGAACUCAAAGACAAGUUGAUUCCUUGCCCUGUGCGAUGCCCAUGCUGCGGAAGGCUUUGCGCCAAUCCUGACCCAAGUCAUACGGUCCACUAUGCUUGCGGACACUAUCCACGUGGCUUUACAGGAAGAUAUGUUCGGUUCUCGUCGGGCAAGGAGAUUGCUUCUACUCUUAUGUGUACGGAGAUGAAGGAAAAUACAAGCGUCUAUGAACCAGGGUACCAAAAGGCCAUCACGUGGAAGGAGUUCAAAGAGAAGCACGAGGACUGGGAUUUCGGUGAAUCAGAUCCUGACCGGCAUGACUUUGAAGAAAAGGCUCAAAAAGCAUGGAAGAAAGUGGGCCCUCGGUUUUGCAAAAGCUUUCGAACAACAUUCACAGAAUACGGAGAGCAAAGUGCGUCCACUCCUCGCUCUCGGCACUAUUUGUUGAUCCUUGAUGCUUCUCGUUCUAUGAAUGAAAAAGGCAAGUGGACCGGAGUCGUGGAGGCCGUGAAUCAAAUGGCCCGCUCGGAGAGCGAACUGGCCUUGGAGUCCAAGUUCUCGGUGAUUUUGUUUUCAUUUUCUGCCAAGGUGGUCAUGUCCAACUGCACAGCUUCAGAGAUAUUGGAAUCGAAGUUUGGCCCGCCCUUCAAGGGCACAAACUUCGCUAACGCAUUCCAAUGCGCAGCUGACUUUGUGAGGGAGACGGAUUUUGCGGACCACUGCCCUAUGGUCGUUUUCAUGACUGAUGGAGAGGACCUCCACAGGGAACAGCAUGUCAUGGACACAGAAGGUCUGGAAGGCUCCCGAAAAGCAGCUAUUCGCAACUUGGUUGGUGAAUUCAAUGACAAGCAACAGCCAUGGGAUUUCAGGGCCAUCGCCUACGGCUCCAGCCCUGACUUUGACCUGCUUGAAGAGAUUGCUGAAAAGCACGUUGGCCGUGCAGCCGAGAGCAGCAAAUACAUGGAAGCCAGCUCUGCGUUGGAUCUCGUUCAGGCAUUCCUGGAGAUAGCUCAAUCUUCCCCCAACGUGCCUCCUGCUGGGAGUGAAGAUGGUGAAGGCUGAGAAGACGCUGAAGACCUUGAAAAUGGUGAAGACACACCUGAAGACCGACCAUUGCCCAUGCAGGCGAAGGUGUUGCAGUCCUGAGCUGUGCCAACUCCAUGCAUUUGAAUUCACACUUCAGCAUUUAAAGCUAUUUACAGCACCUCUGGCAAGCAGCCAUGCCAGACCUGUGCUGAUUGGCUGCAUCAUACAGCAGAUGCAAAAUUCAUCCUACGUCUUCCCUCUGGAAGCAGCUUCCAAGAAUUGAAAGAUGAUACCGG